AAGCCAUUCUUUAUCAUUUUUCCUCUUCUUUUUUUUUUUCUUACAUCUUCUCUAUACUACAGCAAUUCAAUGGCCCUUUUAAAUAGCAACUGCCCCGAUCUUAAACUUAUUGCCCGCGGCAAAGUACGUGACCUUUAUGAAGUAGACGAAAAGUCCCUCUUAUUUGUAGCCACUGAUCGUAUCAGUGCCUUUGAUGUUAUCAUGAACAAUGCUAUUCCUGGAAAAGGCAAAAUCCUUACUCAAAUCUCUCUCUUUUGGUUCGAUCUCUUGAAGGACGUUUUACCCAACCAUUUAAUUACUGCCAAUUUUGAUGAAAUGCCUGCCAAAGUCCAAAAGUAUCGCGAUCAGCUUGAAGGUCGAUCCAUUUUAGUCAAGAAGAUGAAAGUGUUGCCUAUUGAAGCUAUCGUCCGUGGAUAUAUCACUGGAUCUGGAUUGACUGAAUACAAAAAGAAGGGAACUAUUUGCGAUAUUCCUCUUCCAGAAGGUUUGGUUGAUAGCCAAAAGCUCCCAGAAGUCCUUUUUACACCUAGUACCAAGGCUGAAAUAGGUGAUCAUGAUGAAAACAUUCAUCCUUCAAAAAUGGCAGAGAUUUUGGGUGAUAAGGAACUUGCUGAUAAAGUAACCAGAUCAGCUAUUGAGCUCUACACAAAGGCAAGCGAAUAUGCAGCAAAGAAAGGCAUCAUUAUUGCAGAUACCAAAUUCGAGUUUGGAUUAGAUGAAAACAACCAAUUGAAUGUAGUUGAUGAAGUCUUGACGCCAGAUUCAUCUCGUUUCUGGCCAGCUGAUAAGUAUGAAGCAGGACGUACACAAGACAGCUUUGACAAGCAGUUCUUGCGUAAUUACCUUGAGUCUAUCAAGUUUGAUAAAAAGACAAGUAUUGAACUUCCUCAAGAUGUUAUUGAUAAUACCCUGGCCAAGUAUAAGGAAGCCUUCUUCUUAUUGACUGGAAAACAAAUCUCUUUGUAAAAUAUAUUUAUACUGUAGUUCAACUAAUAAACAUUGUACUUUUAAUAAACUAAAAGAGAAAGGCAUAGCUACAGAGC
Molecule: messenger RNA, 1043 nt
Organism: Rhizopus microsporus ATCC 52813
Lineage: Eukaryota; Fungi; Mucoromycota; Mucoromycetes; Mucorales; Rhizopodaceae
Product: phosphoribosylaminoimidazole-succinocarboxamide synthase
Exons: 5
Coding region: 70-966 (298 amino acids)
Biological process (GO): 'de novo' IMP biosynthetic process
Cellular component (GO): cytoplasm
Molecular function (GO): phosphoribosylaminoimidazolesuccinocarboxamide synthase activity
Source: RefSeq, a predicted model, not a curated record